This is a messenger RNA of Sorex fumeus (smoky shrew), 789 nucleotides long. It is a transcript of the gene HOXC9, whose product is annotated as homeobox C9. NCBI's taxonomy places the organism in Eukaryota, Metazoa, Chordata, Mammalia, Eulipotyphla, Soricidae. The coding region runs from base 1 to 789 and encodes 262 amino acids. The transcript has 2 exons. The record is from RefSeq and is a predicted model, not a curated record. Gene Ontology annotation, cellular component: nucleus. Gene Ontology annotation, biological process: DNA-templated transcription; regulation of transcription by RNA polymerase II; anterior/posterior pattern specification. Gene Ontology annotation, molecular function: RNA polymerase II cis-regulatory region sequence-specific DNA binding; DNA-binding transcription factor activity, RNA polymerase II-specific.
AUGUCGGCGACGGGGCCCGUCAGCAACUAUUACGUGGACGCGCUCAUCUCGCACGACAACGAGGACCUGCUGGCGUCCAGGUUCCCGGCCACGGGCGCGCACCCCGCGGCCGCCCGGCCCAGCGGCUUGGUGCCCGACUGCGGCGACUUCCCGUCCUGCAGCUUCGCGCCCAAGCCCGCCGUGUUCGGCACGUCGUGGGCGCCCGUGCCCGCGCAGUCGUCCGUGGUGUACCACCCGUACGGCCCCCAGCCCCACCUCGGCGCCGACGCGCGCUACAUGCGGACUUGGCUCGAGCCGCUGCCCGGCGCCGUCUCCUUCCCCGGCUUCCCGGCCGGCGGCGGCCGCGCCUACGGCCUCAAGCCCGACGCCUACCCCGGCCGCCGCGCCGACUGCGGCCCGGCCGACGCCCGCGCCUACCCCGACUACGUGUACGGCUCGCCCGGGGAGCUGCGCGACCGCGCCCCGCAGGGCCUGCCCUCGCCCGAGGCGGACGCGCUGGCCGGCGGCGCCAAGCACAAAGAGGAGAAGGCCGACCUGGACCCCAGCAACCCCGUGGCCAACUGGAUCCACGCCCGGUCCACAAGGAAGAAGCGCUGCCCCUACACCAAGUACCAGACGCUGGAACUGGAGAAGGAGUUUCUCUUCAAUAUGUAUUUAACCAGGGACCGUCGGUAUGAGGUGGCCCGGGUUCUAAACCUCACCGAGCGGCAGGUCAAAAUCUGGUUUCAGAACCGAAGGAUGAAGAUGAAAAAAAUGAAUAAAGAGAAAACCGACAAGGAGCAAUCCUAA